GCAGCUACUGCCGUGGUUUACAACGUUUACGACACUGUGGUCUGUCUGUGUCCCAGUGUGUACGCGCUGUACGCCACUGUACGCGUGGUACGACGUCCGUGGACGAUGAUACAUCAUCGUUUCCAUUGGUGAUUACUCUGAGUAGCUCUCCGAUCGAGAAACAAGAAUAACAAUAAAUAAGAAGAGGAGAGUGUGCUGUGUGAUGGACAUUAAGCUGCAGAGUGCGAUAGAUACGCGAUACCGACACAUAUUUAGUUGACUAUUCGGCCGCGCGCACCUUCUUGUUUCGCGAGAUAAAUAAAAUUGUUCAACCCUCUCGCGGGGGCAUUGCGGUUCGAAACUCUUGAUGUAAUUGAGUGAAUUUAAGAAGAAUUUUCUACAAGUUGGUGGGAUUAAUUAAAAUCGUACGAUCGUUCCUUUUCCCGUACUUUCAUCAUCUCGAUCACCAUCCUCCGUCUCCCCCUUCCUUUUUCCCAAUCGUUUUCCCGUUUUCCCUAAACCCGGCGGCUCGCCAUAACGAAACGAGUGAGACGACUCGCGGUGACGACGAUCCCCUCCUUUUUUCUUUUUGCUCACGGCUCGCGUCUGUCCUAUUCCAUCGUUGGCUUUUCGCUUCAUGAAUGUCGUGCAUUUGGCGCGUAGUGGGGGAAAACAAGCCGUGUCGCCGUUUGCUGUCGUUCGCCUCGUCCUCGUCCUCGUCCUCGUCGUCCUUCCUUACCACCUAAUACAUAUAUCGUACUCGUCGCCCAAAAGACAUUUCAUACAUGUGGGAUUAUGUCGAGCUUAAAGAUCGAAGAAUUUCAUUCGGGGCAAUACUACACCGGGCAAUAAUAAAGAAACGAUUGGCGCACCAUUGACAAGCGCUCGUAAUGUACUUUCCGGGCUGGUCCUUCAGAAGCAUGGAUCCUGAUGCGAGCGUUGGUAAAGCAGCUGUGGUUCAGUAAAACAAAAGCGUUGAUAAGAGUGCGGAGACAAACACAGGCAGAGAGUUUGAUCUUAAAGUGGAUAUUAGGAGAGAGACUAACGAGAGCAAAGGAAUAAUAAAAUAUUAUUGAUAAAAGUGGAUAAAAGCUAAAGAAUGAAUGCCCGCUUCGAUCACGAUCACGCCGACGACACGACACAAGCAGUUUUGCAGAUUCGCUCGAGUAGAACGUGAGCGGCGACGAAAAAAAUCGCGCCAAUCUCAGACGUAUAUACACCUCUGUAUUUGCACAUGGCAGCCAUGAAGCAUGGAAAGACAAGCCAGGACGACGUAUGUUACGUUGUCGCCAAGUACGAUUACGGAGCGCAGGGGGCGCAAGAGUUGGAUCUUCGUAAAAACGAGCGUUAUCUCUUGCUGGACGAUUCGAAGCACUGGUGGAGGGUGCAGAGCGCCCGAGGACAGGCGGGCUACGUGCCGAGUAACUACGUCAAGAAGGAAAAGCCCUCGCUCUUCGACAGCAUUAAGAAAAAAGUUAAAAAAGGUUCUGGCUCGAAGACCUUACCCUCGGGUAAUUCACCCUCGCGAGCGGUCGAAUCACCGAUAAUGGCAAGGCGAUUGCCGGCGGAUCCGAGCGAGGCGAUAGGAACCGCGGUCGUCAAGUACAAUUAUCAGGCUCAACAGGCCGACGAAUUGUCUCUGGUCAAGGGAACGCGGAUUCUCAUACUCGAAAAGAGCAACGAUGGCUGGUGGCGAGGACAGAGCGGUACGCAGGCUGGUUGGUUCCCUUCGAAUUAUACACAGGAGGAGGGCGACGCCGACGAUACUCUCCACACGUACGCCAUGGCCGAGAACGUUCUCGACAUCGUUGUCGCUUUGUAUUCCUUCUCCUCGAACAACGAUCAAGAAUUGUCCUUUGAAAAAGGCGAUCGUUUGGAGAUACUCGACCGUCCACCCGCCGAUCCGGAAUGGUACAAGGCGCGAAAUGGCCAGGGUCAGAUCGGCCUCGUGCCCCGUAACUAUCUCCAAGAGUUGAGCGAAUACCUGACCCAGCCCUACCGGGAGCGCGGCGGAGGCGGAAGCGCCGGUGGGAUCGGACUUGGAGUCGGGGUCGUCGGGGGUGGCAUGACGAGCAGCGAGAUCGGGACGGGAGAUUCUCUGGAACGAAGGCCCGAUCCCGGCGAUCGGCCUCACCUCGUCGGUAAGCCCUGGUACUACGGAAGCAUCACGCGCUCUCAGUGCGACACCCUUUUGAAUCAGCAUGGCCAUGACGGAGAUUUUCUCAUUAGAGACAGCGAGACUAACAUGGGAGAUUACUCGGUCUCGUUGAAAGCACCAGGACGGAACAAGCAUUUUAGAGUUCACGUCGAGGGUGCAUUGUAUUGCAUCGGUCAGAGGAAGUUCCACACCCUCGAUCAACUGGUCGAUCACUAUCAACGUGCUCCCAUUUACACCAACAAACAGGGCGAAAAGCUCUAUUUGGUGCGUCCGUUGCCCAAGGGUAACCAAAGCAGCAACGGCUGCUAAAUCUCGAUGCCGGCCAAUUUCGUGACCGCGGGGAGGUUCACAAGACGAGAAAAGGAGCUCCUCUCUCGAGCGCUUUAGAUACGUCCUCCCCUUGCUGCGUCCCACUCCCCCUCAACUCUUUUCCCAUCCGGCGAUACACCGCCGAUUGCCUAGUAAUAUCACAAUAUCAUCUCUCGUACCUUUAUACAUAACAAUUAACACACGGAUUCGUGAAACUCGUAUAUUAUUAUACUCUUUCAAUUAUUUCCCCAUUUUUACCGCUAUUUAAUUUAUUACUCCGCGAGUUACUUCGCGAUUAACCCGCUCGAGAGCUUCCGUGUCCCCGGAUUCGUUCUAUACCGAAUCGCGGGCGGUAUGACGUGUGAAAUAUUGCGCGAAAGGGAGCGAGAUACGCCUUGAACAAACAGCAGCAGCAGCAGCAGCAUAGGACUUCGAAUUAGAGGUGGAAAAAUAAGGGAGGAGAAAAUAAAAAAAAUGAAAAAAAAAAAAAAAAGUAAUAACGGCAGCUACGUGACAGCCAUUCUAAUUGACACACGAGGGCUUAUCUCUUUUUUUUAUAUCGAUGUAAUUGUACUACGGUGACACGACUGAUCAUGUUAUUACAAUUUUAUACUAUAUAUAUAUACACAUAUAUAUAGACAACACAUAUUUUAGCCUGCAAUUAUAUAACAAUCGAAUAAUGAUGAUUAUUAUUAACGCAAGUACCGGCAGAAUGAAAGAAAAGCAACAACUAAAAUAACAAACAACCCUUACGACGGGUCACGUGGAUCCCAAACGGUAAUAAGUUGAAAAACAACAAAGACUAUGAGUGUUCAUUUGUGAUUUUGUAUUUAUUAGAACGAUUUUUAAGUAAAUAAACCGUAUUUAAGUGUGUAAA
This is a messenger RNA of Venturia canescens, 3323 nucleotides long. It is a transcript of the gene dock, whose product is annotated as SH2/SH3 adaptor protein dock. The transcript has 4 exons. Gene Ontology annotation, molecular function: signaling adaptor activity; receptor tyrosine kinase binding. The record is from RefSeq and is a predicted model, not a curated record. The coding region runs from base 1214 to 2446 and encodes 410 amino acids. NCBI's taxonomy places the organism in Eukaryota, Metazoa, Arthropoda, Insecta, Hymenoptera, Ichneumonidae. Gene Ontology annotation, biological process: signal transduction; cell migration.